AGCCAAUAGGCUUCACCAACCAAUAUAGAAGAAGGGAGCACCUACAAAGAGCAAAAAGAUGUUCUGUUUUCCGCCCUUGAAGAGUUUUUGAGAGACUAACAUAUCAUUUUGUUUUAAUGAGUUCUGACAUAACUAGCCGCCUGUUGUAGUUGUGAAGAAUGUACCGUAGACCUCAGUUUGAUAGACUAAAUCCUCGUAAUGUCUUACCUAGUCGGCACACCCUUUUUAUUAGAGGGCUUCCAGGGACGACAGAUGUAACUAAAGUGAAGGACUUCUUCUGUAAUGAAACAAAUUCCAGGUGCUCGGUGGAAUUUUUUUCUACCUCAGAAGAUAAGAAAAGAUUCUCAGUCGCCAUACGGUUUAAGUCCCACGAGAUUGCCAGCGAGAUGCUUCGUCGGUAAGCCUUACAUUCAUCUAAUUUGCAGACACAACGGUAAAACAAUGUUUGGUUACCCUGUAGAGCUAACUUGGUUCAAGGACCUCAAAAAAGCUAGAGCAAAGAUGUAUGAAGAGCGGCGUCAGGUUAGACGCUUCCCUCCAAACCAACGGGGUUUCCGAGGCUUAGAAAAGAGUAUACCAUCUCCUGGAAACUAUGGUGAUGCUAGACGGAUCCGGACGGGCUCUUCCUCUUCAGGUGGUCGGGGGUAUAGAGACAACGGCAGAAACCGUAGAAGCAUAGAUCGCAGAAGUGCGGAUCGUAGGAGCUUAGACCGUAGAAGCAUGGAUCGUAGAAGUACAGAUAGAAGGAGCACGGAACGCAGCACAGACAGAAGAAGCACGGAAAGAAGAAGUAUAUCAAGAAGUCGAUCAUUCACAGGGUCAUCGUCAAGGAGCGCUAGUAAUUCAGGCAGAUCUCGGUCAAGGUCAGUAUCUCGUACAAGGCAUUCCUUGCCUUCAAAUCCGGGGGAUUCAAUGCAUGCAAGUGAAUCUGAAUUUAAUGGUCACAUCUACGACGAUCGACGUGCCUCACGCAACCUCUCUCGCCAUUCUCAUGAUCGAAGUAGUAGCAGUAGUCGAUCUUCAGAGGAGCGAAAGCGUCAAGGUUCGUCUAAACGUCGCUCGUCAAAUAGAAAUAAUGAACAAUAUGAUCAAAGUGCAGACGAAAACUCAUCUCCAGAUUACCAAACGCGAAGAAACCAACAAGUUUCAAGGUCACCCUCAAUGAGCGAACGAAACCUUGCUUUCUCAAAUGCUCCUGCUCCUAAUCCGGAAGAUGGAUCUUCAUUGGGUUUUGAACAGAUAUCUGUCCGAGGUGGCAGUUUUUCCAGAAGAACACGCCACUCUUCAGAAAAUUCAUCUUCAGGUGCCUCGGUCGCUAGUUCCAAUGGUGCUUUUGAUUCCCCGAGAAAUCGCAGUGGACGCAAACGGAUGCAUUCUAUUUCACCACCCUAUAAUGACAUUCGUAAUCGUACCACCAAGUCCAAGACUGAUGCUGCUUCAAAUAGUGAUGAAAAAAACCAACCAUCAGUCGAAUCUCAGAAACGUAGAAAAACAAGGAAUACCCAUUCACCAGCCAACAACACAGAAUCUAUCCCUGAGCCACCCCAUACUCGGAGUAAAACUCAACGAACCAGUCUUCAAAAAACACCGAGGGUCGAAAACUCAACAACAAUACGUCAAGCAAAUACCGAUCGUAAACAGAGGCCAAGUGCUGCCAAAGCAAAUAAAAAGUCUACAACUAAAGAUUCUCCCCCAACGAUUGAAAAAAGUACUUCGAAGAAUCCUCGACGCUCGGAUACUGCACGUUCUCCACCGUCUUUAACAUCGCGUGCAACCAAACGUUGGCGAACUCCAGAAGAUGAGGUCAACGAUGACCAUCUCCAUAAAGAGGAAAAAUGGCCCUCAACUAUCAAUAAAUCGGCUAAGCUAAAGAAAAAGUCUGCUAUUUCAUCGGCAAAUAAUUCUAGCGAUAAUGAUCACUCAGAUACUUCGAAAGUUGAUGGUAAUCAAGUGACCAUCUCAAGAAAUAACAAUAUUAAAGCAAAAGAAUCUUUGAAACCGUUAUUUAAAAAGUCCAGUUCAUCCUCAAACAGUAAGUUAUGCUGAUAUCUUAUUGUUUGUUUUCCUUACACCUGUGAUUGUAGUUCAAGGGUCGCGAUUAACUACUGAAUUUUUUAUUGGAGUACAAAAUAUUCUGUUCUGUAGACAUUUGAUUACUUUUUUUUCAUUGUAGGAUUAAUUCUUUUUGUGGAAAACUUGAAAUUUCUCAAAAUCAGGUCUCCGUUCUGUUUACGAUAGCUUAUUAAAACACAGACUAAUAUCACUUCCUAAAAUGAGACAUUUACAACCUCACUUUAAGUCAUAAGUAUGUUGUCUCAAACAUGAAAAGUGAAACAGUUUAAUUUUCGUGUCUCAACGAGAUAUGCGGUUACAUACUUACAUCUUUACUUGAUCCCUUGAUUGACAGCAAUAAUUAAGUUUUUCCUGUCAAUCAAACGGAAAUUUCCUAAGUAAAUUUUUUUAUAAUGGCCGACCACAGAAGCAGAUAGACAAUAUUUUCACGACUUGGAACAAGGUAUUUCGAUUCUGCUCGGACAAACAAUGUCAUUAAUUUAGCAAUUAUUAACUUCUUUAAAGAUUUAGUCAAACCACUCUGAUUACCAAAAUUUAUAGUCUAUUGUUAAUGCAUAGAAUUAUAAAAGAAUUAAUUUGUUUCGAAGUUAAGCAAAAGGUUCCCACGUAGCAUUUAUUCAGUUGCUUAAUGUGCUGUUAUAAUAAGACUAUCCACGGCGUAUAUAUACCAUAGUUUAAACACAUGAUGAUAGGACAAUAUUUUAUGCUUUCAAAGUCCUUUAAUAUCGGUUGGGCUUAACCAAUCGGUAUAUCUAAUGAACACUUAAUUUUAUGAAAUACGGGCUCAAUACCUUUUUCACCUGCGAUUUUCUUUGCAAAUUAGUGUUCAUAUGAUCUGUUCUGCGAAUGUGUGAGUAUUUACCUAAUUAACUACGAAGAUGGGAACCAGCCUUUACGUGAUUAAGAUGUAGGAUGUAACUCCUAAUACGAGUAGUUCACUAAUAUCCACUCAGUUCGAUUUUAUUCCAAAUUAGACUUUUGUCAGAAAUGAUGCAAAGCAUUUAUUACUUUUGGUCUUUGUUUUUUGUUUAACUUUAAAAACAUUAGUAUUUUAAUCGUUUCACUUGAACAAUAGCAUUUAUGAGAAUCAGCAGGACAAAAUUCCAACCACUUUCAAAUUUCUGCAGUCAAAUAUAUUAAUCAGUUGGAAAUUAACAAGAAUAUAUUAAAACCUCUGUUAUUGGUCAGUGCAUUUAACCAAAUAAAUAAACUAUAGUGGAUCCGAUACCUCAGAUAUAAUGGUUUAUGAACGGAUACUUUGGUCCUGAUGUCUGAUUAAAUAAAUUUUAUUUGUUUAUAAAUCAAGCUAGAUUCAUCUAUAUUAAGAGGAAAAUCAAUGUAUAUGCAGCCUAUUAUCAGUACUUUCUUUUGUACUGCACUCAAUCGUACAUUAUAUAAAAUGCAAUAUAUAUGGGAAUUUUCGUUGAAAUAUUCAUUCGGUAGGUUUUAUAGACACAGUAGACCUUCAGAUUUUCUGUCUACUUAUGUAAGUCAACCAGUAGAAAUUCGAAAGUUAGCUAUUGUAUGUUUACACACUGCUGAUAAGUUUUGUUGAGUGUAAAAUGAUUGUAUAUUCUGCUGUUAAACGAACUAAACUCGUUUUCACGUUGCAUUGUUUAUGGUUAAGAUCUGACUAGUUGUAGUCACAAUUCGUUCCCCAUAAUAUCACAUUAAAAUUCGUCGGUGUAUAAGACAACCAAAUGACUUUGACUAAUUUCAGCAAGAUACAAACUACACUCAACAAUUUUCCUGUCGUAUAAAAAACUCUAAGCUUACUAUUCAGUGUGUAUUUACAUCAGUUUUCGUUUCGUUUCAGUCCAUUAAGCACCUGAGUAACAUGUGUGUAUGCACAUGCCCAAGACUUAUCAGUCCCAUAAAAGUGCUGUAUAUUACACAAUAAAAGAUUAAUCCAAAGAACCCUAUCCAUUAUUAGUUAACUAGAUAAAAAUGAACGUAAAAAUGCAAUAUUAUCUCCUGUCAUACCAAAUGCCGUAGUUCCGAGGCAUUUUCCCGACAAUAUUUUAACGGUCAUAGUAUGACAAUUCAAUUUUGAUGUUCUACUUUUAUUUUUGUCCUCAAGAUAAAAUGCACAUCUAAUCGGCAAAUUGUCUUUUAAAUGUCACAAAUUUCAUCAAAACCUAUGAUCGUUACACUUCAUUAAAUCUAAAAAUUUCAGUCACGGUAUGAUCUAAUGAGCUUAUUUUUACCAGGUACAGUUUCAAACUACACUUAAUGUAAGGAUUGGUUGUACUAAAUGACUACCUAAACGACGUAAAUAAGUUGGUUAAAACUUGUGUAAUAUUGAUUAGGGGUCGAAUGUUUUGACCAUCAAGUCAUGGUUCCAUUUUCGAACUAAUUUUCAUUAGUGGUGUACAUUCGAGAGGUUUUGUGUUUAAUCUUGUUUGAGUGGUCAGUCUCUUAUUUGUUAAGUAGACUUAAUCAUAACGUUCGAGACGAAUUAGCGUUGUUUACCAGAUUAUUGAUUGACUGUUAAUGUGCCAUGUAUUGCUUCUGAAUUCUAGGUAACAAUCAGUUAGUUACCGUCGGCUCUGCAUCAUCUGUCAAUAACGAAGAAAAUGAGUCAGGUGAUUGUUCAGAUGAUGUAAUGAAUCUGAUUCGUGAUCGUAAAGAUGCACUGGCAGAGGAUUAUAAACGGGAUUGCGAGGCAUUCACUACAGUCGUUCGCAUGCUAAUAAGGUAAUUUUUGUUUGUGUCCGUAAUGUCUCCUUCCUCUUACGCUUAAAUCUAAUAUAAAUCUGUGCUUUGGCAAUUUUAGCAUUACAUGGCAAUAUUCUCUGCCUACGGAUAAGGGCUGAUUUCUUACCCUCAGAGUAUGGAACAGUGAAUUGAUUUAUAAAUAAUGGAUAUUAAUAUGAAUAAUUACGUUAGAUGCCAGCCAAUAUGUCUGAGACUCGUACGGUGCCUACCUGUUAACGGGCCACAUGCUGGUUGUGUAAUUUAAAUAUGCACUCAACUACGCCUACAAUUCCAGUUGGCGUUUGCUCUUUUGUAGAAUGUUUUGAUUGGUCAGACAAUUGUUGAUUGGGUGCUUACUUUCAUCCUCGUUCGUGUUUUAUCGAACCUGGCAAUAAUGUAUAUUUUACCUCGAUUGGCUGAUGAUUUUCACAUUAUUCGUGUUGCUCGUUCUGAUGCUGCAAUUAUUGAAUUGUCGCCAUCCAUUGUCUACUUUAUGCAUUAAUCAUUUUAUUCUAAUGUCAAUGUGUAAAACUACUGUUUUCUGCAAAAGUAAGUGGCUAGAUUCUUUUUUUAUUUUUCCUUACAUUGCGCAGUAGCUGUCUCUCCCUACGCCUGUAUAUCGCUAAUUAACAUGAGGCUAUACUUGUUACACUUGGUAAAUGAAAAGUUUCUGCACCAAUUGCUGGGUCUGUUUUAAUGAAUUCCUAUGAGGUUGAAUUCCAGUGCUCAAUCACCCUUUGCAAAGACGAUUCACUCAUAUUUUUUAAAACCGGUAAAGAAAGUCUGACAAUCCGAAUCCAUGGCGAAUGCAAUUCGUAUUUUGAUUAUCAAAAACUGUUGAAUCUACCUAUGGUGUUUUAUGUUAGGCUCAUCAAAGUUACUAACACCUACCACCCCUGUGAUAUGUGUGACCUACUAUAAACGGAUGUAUAUCCUACCAAUAUUGUCUGUCAUAUACUCAACUAAGUUAUGUCGAACAAUGUUAAGUUCGAUAUUUGGUGUACACAUUUCUUUACAUCUGGACAAAGUACAUUGUUCAACACUCUGUUCUGCAUGAGCUUACUGAUGUGAGUCAUGGACUGUAAACCUAAAGAGCGUGCUUGAAAUAAUUUGAUCAGUGUGGUCAGCAUUGGUAACCUGUAAUGGGAUUGAUGAGCAAUCUUGAUUUUUAGGUGUAGAGUACUCUAUGAAAGUGAUCAAACGAUCAAUAACUUUGUGGAUGUUAGAUUUUAUAUGUGGUCACAUUUGGUCAACCGUCUCCCACCCUAUUGCGCUAUGCUGACGUCAGAGUAAAAGUAGGUUAGGAAAGAGGAACCAAGAAAUUAUGUGGAGCCACUAGCUACUAAUCCAAACUAUGUAAGGAAAUACAGACUUCGUGAUUGGUUGCAGUUACCCAUUUACUUUUAUUUUCUAUCCCCAUUUAAAACUUAGUCGUAUUAUUGCAACACAAGUCCUCUAAUUCUUUGGACUCUCUCACUUUUCUCAAUUUCUUCCAAUUCUUUGCUUUCCCUCUUGUUGAUUUCCUGUAAUGAUAUGACAAGAUGUGAUCUGCAACAUCUUUAACCAAUAUACCUGUCUCAGAUCCUAUGUUCUUUCUGCUUGUCUACUUGUGUAUUUCAUAUUUUAGGAUAACAUUAACUUAUAUUGUAUGUGGAAAACUACAUGUUCAGUAUUUGAACUCUAAUAGUCUUAUUAAUCCUGUUUGUCGAGUUCCCGUCAUUUUUAUCAUUUGAGUUUCUCGUUGUUCCGGUGACGACAUUCAUACCAUGGCCAUAUAUUUUCUCAUCCAACCUGAUACACGGCCCUUCGCAAGUUCAUUAACUUGUUUGUUUUAACGAAUUCAGAAUUUUUCCUUUUCUAGUGACCUGUUAUGAUGGUAAGAUUGUUAGAUAAAUAAAUGUUAAAAAUUUUUUUUACCAGAAAACUGACUUUACUUUAAAUAUAGAUUAUUUCUCCCAUCUGAAAAAGUGUUAAUCUUUACUAUCUAUAUUUCAGCAAAGAUCAAGAUCUCGAAAGCCGUCUUAUGCCGAUGCUCAAAGAAAUCUUGCAUGAAAGAGGCCAACGAUGCAUAGAGGAUUUGCGGACAUUUAUUUCAGAUCAUCAAGUCAAUGAAUCAAACAUAAAUGAAUUUAAAGAGAAAAAUCAUAUUGACUAGUUUUAAAACGACUUCUUUAAAGCUUGUGUAUAAUAAUUUCUCUUGUUUAUUCUCUUACGGCAUUUAGCUAAGUUUACAUUUCUCUGUAUGAAGAUCGUUGUUCCCUAGACAUUUAAGUUUGUGUAACUGACUGUUUCAUUGAUUAUAUUCUUCUAAAAAAUACACAUGAUUUUUCGAUAAGCAGUAACAAUAUAGUUGUUUUUCUUGGAAUAAAAUACACGCAUCGAA
Molecule: messenger RNA, 7153 nt
Organism: Schistosoma margrebowiei
Lineage: Eukaryota; Metazoa; Platyhelminthes; Trematoda; Strigeidida; Schistosomatidae
Source: the annotation of a GenBank genome assembly